Messenger RNA from Ostertagia ostertagi, 1440 nucleotides. The record is from the annotation of a GenBank genome assembly. NCBI's taxonomy places the organism in Eukaryota, Metazoa, Nematoda, Chromadorea, Rhabditida, Trichostrongylidae.
AUGUUUAACAAACGGACCAAAGUAAAAGACCUGCUGGCCAGCGAGCAAACCGGUCAGCAAGUAACAGUGAUGGGUUGGGUACGCACCUUCCGCAACAACCAGUUUAUAGCGCUGAACGAUGGCAGUACCAAUAAUAAUAUACAGUUGGUGGCAGAACUGGGCAAAUUUGACGAGGCUUUGCUGAAACGCAUUACUACGGGUGCUUCUUUGAAAGUAACCGGCGAAACCGUAGCCUCUGUAGGCAAGGGACAGAAACUGGAAGUAAAAGCCGGACAGAUAGAAAUACUGGGCGACUGUGAUGCAGAGAAAUUCCCCCUGCAGCCCAAAAAGCACAGCUUGGAAUUUUUGCGUGAGAAAGCCCACCUGCGCUUUCGUACCAAUACUUUCGGCGCAGUGUUCCGCAUACGCCAUUCACUGGCAUUUGCCAUUCACCAGUUCUUUAAUGAGAAAGGAUUUGUGUACCUGCAUACCCCCAUUGUAACGGCCAGCGAUGCAGAAGGUGCCGGUGAAAUGUUUAAAGUAACCACCCUGCCUUUUGACGAAACACCCCGAAACGAAGACGGUACAGUAAAUUUUAAGGAAGACUUUUUUGGCCGUGCUACCAACCUGACCGUAAGCGGGCAGCUGGAAGGCGAAUUAGCGGCUAUGGCUUUUAGUGAGAUUUAUACAUUUGGGCCCACUUUCCGUGCAGAAAACUCAAAUACUGCCCGCCACCUGGCAGAGUUCUGGAUGAUAGAACCGGAGAUGGCUUUCUGUGACCUGGAAGACAAUAUGAACCUGGCCGAAGAAUUUAUAAAAUACAUUAUUAAAUAUGCCAUGGCGCACAACCGCGAAGACCUUGAGUUCCUGGCGCAGCGGCUGGCAGAAGAGGAAAAGGCGCUGCCGCAGGACAAGCGCAGUGAAAUGGGCCUGAUAGAGAAGCUGGAAUUUGUGGUGAACAAUAGUUUUGAACGCGUUACUUAUACAGAAGCAAUAGAUAUUCUGCGCGAAAGCAAUCACAACAAAAAAAAGAAAUUCCAGUACCAGGUAGAUAAAUGGGGCGUGGACCUGCAGAGUGAGCAUGAGCGUUACCUUGUGGAAAAACAUUUUAAAAAGCCGGUAAUCUUAACCAACUAUCCCAAAGACAUCAAAGCCUUUUACAUGCGCCAGAAUGAUGAUGGUAAAACCGUGGCCGCUAUGGAUAUUCUUGCCCCCGGUAUUGGUGAAAUAGUAGGCGGCUCUCAGCGCGAAGAAAGACUGGACCGGCUGGAAGCAAGAAUGGAUGAAAUGCAUAUCCCCAAAGAAGAGAUGUGGUGGUACCUGGAUACCCGCCGUUUUGGUGCGGUGCCGCAUGCAGGGUUUGGAUUGGGCUUUGAAAGAAUGGUGCUGUUUGUAACGGGCAUGACCAAUAUCCGCGAUGUAAUUGCUUUUCCACGCACGCCAAAGAAUGCUGAAUUUUAA